AUGAUCGAUAUUAUAAAUACUCAAUUCUCUCUAAUACAAACACAAUUCGGCUCAAAGAUCCGAUUCAUACGCUUCGACGAUGAAACUACGUUAGGGGGCGACUUCAAGAGGAUCACAGACAAAUAUGGCAUCAUUGUCGAACGCACUCCACCAAAUACACCAGCACAGAAUGGCACUGCAGAGAAUGCUGGUAAAAUGCUUAUGGUCAGAGCAAGAGCCCUCCUCCUUUUAGCAAACCUACCACAAAACCUUUGGCCAGAGGCAAUUAAAACAGCCGGUUAUCUUGAAAACCGUACUCCAAAAAGAGCUCUUCAAUGGAAAACACUAUUUGAAAGUGCUACUGGCAAUAAACCUUCGCUAGCACAUCUAUAUCCAUAUGGGUGCUUGGCAUAUGUGCUCAACAAGCAGAUUCCAAGACGUGCGAAGAUAGCAACCUUAUCACCAGAAGCACUUACAAAACAAUCUACUAGAGAUGUUCCUAUACCAUCAUUACCGGAGUCAGAACUCUCAUCUUCCCCAUCAUCAUCGUUAAGUCAACGUGAUAUCAUCACUACAACAUCAUCUUAUAAUACAGCACCUUUGGCAGAGCAAAUACAUGCCGAUAUCGAUGUAUCCUAUAUAAUUCAGGGUUCUAGACGUUCACAAAGGAAAGAACAUCAUACUACAGCAUUUUCAUCACUUCCUCAACUAUCCAGCUACUUUGCAGUAUUUGCUAUCGGAAGGUCUAAAUUACGAACUCCUAGAUUACAUCAAAAUGAUCUACCACCUCCACCUCGAUUUUAUCAUGAGCUAGUACAGCAUCCAUAUGCUAGAGAAUUCCGAAAAGCAUGUGAGGAUGAGAUCAACGCUCUGAAAGAACUGAUUUCCGUAAACCAAGCACUUUAUGGCUUCCGAGAGUCUCCAGCAUACUGGUAUAAGGAUCUGAUCUACACGUUAACCAACUUUGGUCUGGAUCCAGUUCCAGGAGCAUUUUGUGUUUUCACCAAUAGCUGGCUUACGAUUCUCUUCUAUAUCGACGAUAUUAUCGCAAUUUGCAAGAAAGCUGAUUUGCUACGAUUAACCUUAUUCGAAAACACCUCAAAAUCAGCAUACACCAUCAAAUCACUUGGAGAUAUACAGUUCUUCUUAGGGAUUAGGGUACUACGAGAUCGACAAAAUCAUCGUCUGUGGCUUUGCCAAGAUAACUACAUUUCAAAAAUAUCAACACGCUUCAAUAUCAAACCUAAUCCUCAAGCCUGUUCUCCAUUGCCAACAACAGCACUUACAAAGAAUCCAGCAAUUGCAACUCCGCAACAGGUUUUCGGCUACCAGCAGCGAGUUGGCAGCAUUAACUACGCUGCUGUUGUGACUCGGGCUGAUAUUGCAAAAGCAUCUUCAAUACUAUCAGAAUUUCUUCGUAAUCCAUCCGCUACUCAUAUCAAUGCAGCAGUACAUACAUUGCAAUACCUUGAGAAUACCAAAUUCUAUGCUAUCAUGUUCGAUGGGAAGAAAGCAACAACUACCAGGAACUUUCAAAUCUGGAGUGACGCCUCCCAUGCUGACGAUAUCGAUACAAGAGUUUCUUCAAUGGGAUAUUGCCUCAUACUCUUUGGAGCACACACUCUGAAAUACUGGCUCUUUCCGUUACUGCUCGAGAGCUUAUGUGGUGGAUACGCUUCUUUAAGAAUGUUGGUUUAG
Messenger RNA from Sclerotinia sclerotiorum 1980 UF-70, 1677 nucleotides. RefSeq lists its product as hypothetical. Gene Ontology annotation, molecular function: nucleic acid binding. The transcript is spliced from 4 exons. The record is from RefSeq and is a predicted model, not a curated record. The coding region runs from base 1 to 1677 and encodes 558 amino acids. Gene Ontology annotation, biological process: DNA integration. Lineage: Eukaryota; Fungi; Ascomycota; Leotiomycetes; Helotiales; Sclerotiniaceae.